CCUAUGCAUCUGUAAUAUUUCUAAGUUGUAUAAUCUUUUUUCUAGUUUAAUUGUAUAUCAAGAGAAAGAUGCUGUCGGCCAAGAACGUUAAGCUUCAUGGGAUGAAGGAUGAGAGAUGGACGACAAAAGAUAAAUUGAUUCAGUAUCGUGGAAUUCUCAAGCUGCAUGCACGGGAUAGGAAACUGCAAGUGAUUAGCGUUAAUAAGCUGAAGAAAAAAGUAUCGAGAGAUUUGAAAGACCUAACCUCUGACGUCAAGGAAUAUCGUGGGAUAAUGACUGACAUCAUGAAUGGGGAUCAGCGGCGAAUGCAUAUGUUGCUUCAGCAUCAUCGUGAUUUCCAAUUGGCUUACGAUCAUCUCAAACCUAGCGAGACCUACGCUGCCAUCUUCCAGGACAGCGCCCUCAAGCGAAAACUUCUGAACAAGCUUUACUACACGAAGAAGAAGAAGAUGAAGGAAUUUUUUGAUUUGCAGCUUGAGUGUGCAUUGUUGGCGGAUAAAUAUGAACAGGAACAGGAGUACAAGCCAAAUUAUCUUCAGCAAACCCUCAUUACUAAUUACCAGCGAUUUAUCGCCAAGAUGAAUGCCGCAGCAGCCAUCCGCGAGACGUACAUCUGCAUGUCGAAUAUUCUGAAGAAGGAUGCUGUAUACUUUGACGCUGUACUUGACGCUCUAAAAGUCGAUCAAAAGGUCCAAUGUCAAAUUCUCAUUAAAGCAACCGUCAUGGGACAAUUGGCUGCUGAAAAUUUAGAUGAUACCAGACAGAAGUAUAAGCAGAUGGCACAAGACGUAUGGGUUAAUAUGAGAGAGCGUGAACGCACUUUGAAGAAUGUACGCAGUCAGGUGGAUGACCUUUGGGCGUAUGCGCAAUCACUUGUUCGUGUUGAGAGCGAUACUGAUUUUACUGAGAAAAAGAUAAUUGUUACAAAAAGCGAGGAAUGGCUGCAGUCACAAAUUCGACAUUUGGAAGAUAUUUUUGACAAAACAAAGGAAUCCAUGCUGGUGCGUUCUUACGAUGAAGUUUUUCCGAGACUUGAAGAACAGAUGAGACAAAAGGCACGGCUUUUGGUCCAAUUUAAUCAUAAUUUAAUUGAACGCGAUUCCAUCCUUAACAAGAAACAUCAUGCUCUACUGAUAUUGGCUAGUUUGGAACACAGUAUGAUUGGGACAACUGGACAAUAUAAAGCUGAUAAGAAGAUAAUGUUAGACCAAAUUGAGACUCAAAAGAAGCGUGAAGCUGAUUUCAAGAAUAUGAGAAAAAUUCGGGGCGAGUUACUUAUGAACAUAAGGGCCGCCAUGCAGAAUAUGGUAUCCAUGCUAGUUUACAUUAAGCGUGGUAAAUCUGUGAAGAAGAUUCCUAAGGAAAAUGAAAAGAAAUCAAAAAAAAGUCCCGUAAUAGAGGAAAAAGAAGAUGAGGAAUUCGAAGAUAAAAUAUCUGGAGAGGAAGAGCCACAAUUUGAAAAAAUAGACGAGGAUGGCUUGACUUUAUUGACGCAAGUUACUCGAAAAGUUGGAAUGCUUUUCAGUAUGAGUGGCUUUCAACUUGAUGAGGAAAGAGAAGUGAGGGCUAAGGAUUUGUAUCAGACUUACAUCUCAGAUUACAGAUCGAAAUUGAAAUACGGCGUAGGAGAACCGGAACCGACAGGUUUAUACGUCGAGCAUGAAGUUAUUGACUCAAAUGUCUUGACGCGUGCCGAUAUAAAGUUGCGCAGUAGACAACUCGUUGAAGCUCAUUUGAAACCUGAGUGAGUAAGUAAUAAAUAAAUGAUUGACAUCAUUUUA
Messenger RNA from Cephus cinctus (wheat stem sawfly), 1781 nucleotides. RefSeq lists its product as uncharacterized. Gene Ontology annotation, biological process: outer dynein arm assembly; cilium movement. The transcript is spliced from 10 exons. Gene Ontology annotation, cellular component: cilium. NCBI's taxonomy places the organism in Eukaryota, Metazoa, Arthropoda, Insecta, Hymenoptera, Cephidae. The record is from RefSeq and is a predicted model, not a curated record. The coding region runs from base 69 to 1748 and encodes 559 amino acids.